CCCCUCAAUUUCUGGCUGAUGCAUGGCAUAUUAUUAUUAUUAUUAUUUUCAUAUCGUUAGUUUCUAGUUCGUUUCAGUCGUUUUUGGUCCACUCCGAAAAGAAAAAUCGCUGCGCUUAGGUACAUCCACAGCAUAAACAAGAAAAGCCGCGCGUGUGUGCCUUAUAUACUUACAUGAACCGAAAGUGCACAUUUUAUAACACCCAACGGUGUCGUUCACCCGGACCGGGCGUUCUUUAGUAGCAGUACUCUGUGUGCUUGUAUAUAUAGAUACACUUGUAGCUUGUAGGGCACGUUUUCUAAUACACUUUCUCUUCUGUGUGCACGUUGAUGUAAGCGAAAAAGUCGGAAAAUAAAUACAGCGAGGCCAGACUCAGGCGUCCUCUCCUCUCGACAAUUUGUUGGUACAGGAGCCAAUUAAAUUACAAUUAAAAAACGACCUCGAAUACAAAGUACCGCCUGUGUGUGUGUGCAUGUGUGUUGCUGUUGAUAUAAGGGCGCUAGUGGCUAUACCUAGUGUCGAGGCAGCAAGUCACCAUCUCCGUGGAAGCAGCAGCAACAACGGGGUCCAAACAUCAAAAGCAGUAAACAGAUAUACCUAUAAAUAUUUACAACAUAUUUACAAUGUUUACGUCGUCGAACGUGUACUACGACUACAGGCCGGUUAUUACAAAUGGUAGUAACAACAUCGGUAAUGUCAGUAACAAUAACAACAAUAGCGUGGCCAUGGAAGUGGAGGAUGACAGUACGAAACGGCAACAGACGAGGUUUCUUGAAAAGCAGAAUAUCAAACGAAAAAGGUGUUUGCUGAAGGACGACCCGGUGCCCGGUUACAUGAACGGUUUCAAGAGGUCCCGUGAAGAAGACUUUGCUUUCAGAGACGGUGUUGACAAACGUCUUUUCAAUCGUGCAGGAGAAGAGCAACGGCUGCCAUCACCAGGUGCACCAGCAACAACAACAACAGAAUCCGAACACCAUGGACUUUUCCAGAUGUACCAUGAGCCGCUUCUAUGCUUGAGCCCCGCGGCAGCUGAUUUCGAAUGCCGGCGCAUCAGUUAUCAUCAUUCGCCCGCUGCAAUGGCGAUGACAGGUAAUCUUAAAUUACAGCCGGCAAACAGUAGUAAUUAUAGUUGUAGCAGUAAAGAACUCGAGGAUAUGCUACUGUUAACUCACGGUUGUUCGUCAUAUCAUCACCAGGCGACUGCUGCUGUUGGUAGUAGCGAUGGCUGUUACGACGAGGCCGAGUUCUGAGUCUGUUUUUUUUUUUCUUUCAUCGUAUCGGGUUGACCGUUCAUUACAAUAACUAACCGAUUGACAACGAUGUUGUUUAUACACAAGGAUACCAUGUUCCUUCUGGUUUUUUUUUUCUUUUUAAUUUUUAGCAACAAGUUAUCAUUGACAAGCGUUUUCCAAUGAAGGUAAUCACUUCAUGAGGUGUUUUAGAUUAUUAGUGGGAUAGACUAGUUUAGUGAAUUACUUCAUCUUUCACGUAUUUAUUGUAUUCGAUGUGUGGUGCAUAUGCCGCUAAUUUUCUUAUCCCCACAAUGAAGUUGUUGAAUCCCCUGGUGUGCAAGAAUUUGUUGUGUUCGUUUGUAUAUGAUGAAUACAUUGGCAAUUAAGCAAGCAUUAAAAUUUACACAUUUAUACAUAGUAGGAUGGUAUAAACUGGAAAGUGUUCAAUUUAAUAAUAAUUAAUGAUAAUGAUAAAUAAAUAUUUACUUUUUUACAUUACA
Messenger RNA from Copidosoma floridanum, 1732 nucleotides. RefSeq lists its product as uncharacterized. The record is from RefSeq and is a predicted model, not a curated record. NCBI's taxonomy places the organism in Eukaryota, Metazoa, Arthropoda, Insecta, Hymenoptera, Encyrtidae.